GGUGAUAGAUUAUGGAUGUUUGCUAUUGGAUUAUUUUUACACCAACUUGGUGGAAUUACAUGGAUUGCUAUUCACCAGCUGAUGGACUCUCUAUCCAAAUUGAUACUGACCCCAGUAGUGGGAUCUUUGCUGGAUAAAACGAACAGGAACAAAGGUGGAAGCUUAUUUUUGCUCAACACUACAACUGAACUCUACUUACUUUUUGCUAUACUGUUCGGCUCAAUUUCUCGGGUAGCAUCUGAAGCUCAAAAAACGGCAUUCACAAAAGAUUGGAUUGUAGUUAUCAUUUCAAAGACGAAGGGAGCGCGUUUAUCUACUCAAAAUGCUGCAAUGACUGUGAUUGACCAGGCAUCCGCUUUGUUGAGUCCAAUUAUUGCUGGAAUCAUGCUUGACUCGAUGACAAAAGCGUGGUGUUGCAUUGUGAUCAUCGCUUGGAAUAUGAUCUCGUGGAGUAUCGAGAGUUCUCUGCUUUUGUGGAUCUACCGGCGCAUUCCGGCACUUUCACAUAGAUCCAGAAACGACAUGACCACUCAUGGUACUCUUUCACCUGUUGCGGCGUAUUCUGCCUACUUUCGACAAAGUGCAUUCCGGGCUGCUUUCGGCUUGGCUCUGCUGUACAUGACAGUACUUGGAUUUGAUAACUUAGCCUUAUCUUACGGUGCUUCGCAAGGGAUGUCCGCAUCCAGCCUCGGUGUUUUCCGUUCGAUGGGAUCUCUCCUAGGAUUACUCGGAGCGGUUUCCUAUACUGCUUUAGAGCGUUCGCUAGGUCUCCUUUGGACAGGUUUAAUUGGACUGCUGAUUCAAAACCUUUUCUUAAACUUCUGUACAGUCUCAAUCAAUCUACCUGGAAAUCCAUUUAAUGCUACCGGAUACUUCUCCACACUUACUGCUACGGUACCAGUUUUUCUCUCUAUGCAGUGCAUUUCUUAUAUAAGUAAAUGGGUGGAUGGCGUGAAGUCCAAAGUCAUGGGUGAUUUGAACACAGUCGAGGAUUCUCCUUCUAUCCCCUUUUCGGAACUCAGCCCAUCAAUAAUAGUCUUCUUCCUUGGAAUUACUCUAGCUCGAUUUGGAUUAUGGGUAGCUGAUCCGUCCAUCACUCAGAUCAUGCAAGAAACCAUACCGGAAAGGGAGCGUUAUUCAGUUUUUGGCGUACAAACAAGUAUAUGCGAGUUGUUCUCUGUCCUCAAAGAUUUGAUGGUAUGUUGAAA
Strongylus vulgaris is the source of this 1208-nucleotide messenger RNA. Lineage: Eukaryota; Metazoa; Nematoda; Chromadorea; Rhabditida; Strongylidae. The record is from the annotation of a GenBank genome assembly.